Messenger RNA from Chiloscyllium plagiosum (whitespotted bambooshark), 4895 nucleotides. It is a transcript of the gene tia1, whose product is annotated as TIA1 cytotoxic granule-associated RNA binding protein. The record is from RefSeq and is a predicted model, not a curated record. Lineage: Eukaryota; Metazoa; Chordata; Chondrichthyes; Orectolobiformes; Hemiscylliidae. Gene Ontology annotation, molecular function: RNA binding.
CACCGAGGGAGAGGGAGGCGCAGGCGUAGUGCGGCGGGCGGCCAUUUUCUCUCACUCUCGGGUUGUCCGUGGAGUUAUUUACCCCCUUUUUACCCCCUAGUCCCUUCCCCCCCCCCCCUCCCCCCUCGAAGCCCGGUUCGGAGCAGGCGAAAUCCUCCCUCCCACCUUUGCUUGUUUGGCUUCGCUCCGUCGCAGUUCUCGAAAUAAAACCAAACGGAAAAAUAAAGAGCCGAGCCUGAGUGACGCUCCCGCCAUGAUGAUGGAGGACGACGGGCAGCCGAGGACCCUCAGGAACAGAUGCUUACUGUUGCAAUAUUUCAAUCUCUGAGCACCUUCCCGAAACCAUGAGCUUGAUGGAAGAAUUCCAGGAGACCACUACACACCUUUUCAUCAAACCCUCAAAUUAAUAUCGUGGUGAAAUUUUCUGCAUUUUUACUUCGGUUUUGCUACGUGGGAAAUCUCUCCAGAGAUGUGACAGAAGCUCUCAUUCUUCAACUUUUCAGUCAGAUUGGACCAUGCAAAAGCUGUAAGAUGAUUGUUGAGACUGGCAAUGAUCCAUAUUGCUUUGUGGAAUUCUAUGAGCACCGGCAUGCAGCAGCAGCAUUGGCAGCGAUGAAUGGACGGAAGAUUAUGGGUAAGGUUGAGGUGUCACAGUUAGCUGUAAUGUCCUUUGCCCCACAUCCUGCUUCUUCAGUCUCACAAAUGCAUUCAGCUACACACCACAAAACAGAAGUCAAAGUGAACUGGGCAACAACUCCAAGUAGCCAGAAGAAAGACACAAGUAAUCAUUUCCAUGUAUUUGUUGGCGACUUAAGUCCAGAAAUCACCACAGAAGAUAUAAAAGCAGCAUUUGCACCUUUUGGAAGAAUAUCCGAUGCUAGAGUGGUCAAAGAUUUGGCAACUGGAAAAUCCAAAGGGUAUGGCUUUGUGUCCUUCUACAAUAAGUGGGAUGCUGAAAACGCCAUUCAGCAGAUGGGAGGGCAGUGGCUUGGAGGAAGACAGAUCCGAACAAACUGGGCAACCCGCAAGCCUCCCGCCCCAAAGAGUACAUCAGAGCCAAAUACCAAACAGCUGUCCUAUGAGGAAGUUGUAAAUCAGUCCAGUCCCAGCAAUUGUACAGUCUAUUGCGGUGGCAUAGCAGCUGGACUUACAGAACAACUCAUGCGCCAGACAUUUUCACCCUUUGGACAGAUCAUGGAGAUCAGAGUGUUUCCUGAGAAAGGGUAUUCGUUUGUACGCUUCUCAUCACACGAAAGUGCUGCACAUGCAAUCGUCUCAGUCAAUGGAACCACCAUAGAAGGACACAUUGUCAAGUGUUACUGGGGCAAAGAGACGCCUGAUGGAAUGGGCCAAUUCCAGCAGCAAAAUCAGAUGGGUUAUGCCCAGCCUUGGAGCCAGUUUGGCCAGUGGUAUGGGAAUACUCAGCAGUUCGGCCAAUAUAUGCCCAACGGCUGGCAGAUGCCACCUUACGGAGUUUAUGGGCAAGCCUGGAAUCAACAAGGAUUCAGAGUGGAUCAGACACCGUCCACUGCCGCAUGGAUGGGUGCUAACUAUGGAGUCCAGCCUGCACAAGGUCAAAGUCCCAGUGUGAUAACCAACCAAGCAGGAUUUGGCAUGGCAGGCUACCAGACCCAGUGAGCAGAAAGGACUCUCUCUUCCUACCUAUAGCCAGUGGUUUCCUGCCGCAGCGGACACGUCAAGCCUUUGUUUACUUAAAAGAUUUUUUUUUUCAAAAGCUAGAUCAAUGAAACAUGUCAACUGCGUUGUAUUUAUUUUAAAAGGAAAACAAUUCAUUUUAGAAAUCAUGGAAAUUUGUCUCAUCCAAGCUUCUGUCUAAAGAUGCUGGAUGUCUGCCAAUUUUGGUGUCCAGUUUUCUUCAAAACAAAAAAAAAAUUCAAAUCUGUUUCCUGUGUCCCUUGGAGAAAAUAAACAAAAGCAGGGAUUUCUCAGUAAUGCUGCCACUGUUAUAAAAAGAGGCGGGCAAAUUGCACAAUAUUAGAUGCCGUGUUUCUAUUGCAGAUGCUGGGCAGUUCAGUUUUGCAUUCCACAUAUUUGAUUUUGAAAUGUAAAAUUUAAUAAUCCUAUGUUUUCCACAUUUUUAUUGUACAAGGCCAUACUUCGUAAAUGUAGGAGGUUGUUCAAAACGAAAAACUCUUUGGAACAUGGAAAAACAAACGUGGAGUCCCUGGAGCUUCUCAGCAUGUACACAGCAUAGUUUAAGGCAAUGAAAUACUAUCGUAAAAUGUUUAUUUCUGUGUUUUAUUUUGUUAUUUUGAAAUGGUAUUUUAAUCACUUCAUUCAAGGAAACAGGUAUAAAAACUUAGUGAAGUUGUAGAGAAAGCACUUCCGAGUGUUGACUUGGAUUCUGGCUGCUCUCCCAGUGUUUCUCUGAAGGUUCCCUGGUCUGAGCAGUGCAGAUUCAAGUGGAGUUCUCCUUGACAAUGCAGAGCGCUGGAGCAUUCUCAGGAAUUGGCUAAAAUUGACAUUUCCAGAUCUGUAGGUGAAGCAUUCCUAACGAGUUUAGGCUGCUUGCUUGCUCCCACAAUCUGAAUUUGGGUUUCCGUUUUAAAAUGAAUGCACACGAUCAUUAUUUAAUAAUGUCAGGUGUCAGUGUGGCUACUGUUAAAAUAAAACUGGCAAUAGAGGAGAGGGUGGGCAGGGAAGAUCCUGAAGGACUCGGACUGAAGGGAACAUGCUUUGUUUUGCCGGAAUCUGCAUGAAAAGAUAACUACAAGAUACACAACCUCCACUGUUUCCACAGGGCAACCCGUUUUGUUUCUUUUGGUGCCUACUUCUGGCUUUUUGUUUUCCUUGUUUUUUUUUUCUGAUUUCAAGAGACUGAUGGUAGGAAUCAAGUUCACUGUCGUAGUUGACUACUGACUUGAGUGUCGGCUCAUCAACACUUUCAGGAAGUUAGCAGCAGCAGUGUCUUAAAGGCUGCAGUUUGUUUGGGAUCAUAGUGCAUCUCAAACCAAGAUAUCAGCCUGCGUACAUGAAACGUGAAUGGGGAGGGUGGGGGGGGGAGGGAGGGAGAGGGUGGUGGUGGGGGUGGGGGGGUAGGGAAAUUGCGCAAAAUCUUAUUACUGUCAGUGAUAUGCCAGCAUGGCAGUGGUGGCUUUGGCUGCUUACACAGAUGGUUGUGGGUUCUGCUCCAUGGGCAGGGGUUGGGACUGUGUGUCCAAACCAUUGCAGCCAGUCCAUCUGCCACAGUUGAUAUGUUUUGUCUGUUCUUGGCUGAGUCGCUAUUUGGAGCACCUGGGGUCUGGGGGAAGAAAAGAAUUUGAAAAGAAAAUCUCUUGACGUGUCUCUUCAGAGGGUGUUCUGAGUGAUGUUCUCUAGUGUAAAUGAUCAGCUAUGCUCACGAUAUUGGCUGCAUAUGCAUCAGGAGGUACUGUAAUUGUAUUUUACUGCAUAUCAGUUGUGUGUUGGUUUUAAAAUGUUCCGUCCCAGGAUUAUUGGGGGAAGUUGGCUUUUUUAUUUUCCCUGCCGGUUGUCUCCUCAGCAACGUGAUGAUUGUCUCGGAAGUCCUUCCAGCCGAGAUUCUCUUCCGUAGUCAGGAAAUUGGGAAGACAGCUAACCUCACCGAGAUUUCUUCAGUAUCGUCUUAAUGUGAUUGUCCAUGUUUGCCUGGGCUUCUGAUCAAAAGGGUCAAAUGGGGCUCUGUGCCAAUUCAAGUCAUUUACAACGUAUUAAUGGACAAAAGGUGAGACAGCUGACUUGCCGUUAAGUUCAUUUGGUCCACACACAGAUGUGUACUGCAUACAAGGAUCCGGCCAUUCGAGUCCUCUUCUGUAGAAUACGUGUCGUUGCAACAGUGAGUCACGUGAAAAUGUUUCAUUUUCUUUCUUCCAAGUCUGUUAGCUUGACAAACGUGCCUGUGCACUGGCCGCAAAAGCUAUCUGGGCCAUCUGUGACUUGCCCUAAGGUGACUAUGUGCGCAGGUGCUUGCCAGAUACACUAUAUGCACAUUUAACCAAUUUUAAAAUGGGUUAAUGUAUUUUUUAUUGGAUUGUUCGGCAAGGUUUUUUCAUAAUAGAUGCUACAUUUAGUUACCAAAAUGUGUAACUGGUUGGCCCGGCCCCAGGAGUUUUAAAUAAAUUGUCUUUUUGGAGUGGAUUGAUGCACUGCAGAUUAAUCUUUCAGAACAUAUGGAUCAUUUUGUUUUUAAGAAAUUCUGAGCUAGAAAAUGCUGCAGACUAUAUCCCUUUUGUUAGUCUAUAAGGGCUGGCACUUGGAAGUGACUGUUAUUGCUUCCAGUUAUCAUGAUUAACCGGUUCAUGUGGGAAUGUUACGUUUCUCUCCAAGUGAUUCAUUGGAUGUUGUGGCAAAUAAUCACAUGGAAUAGAAGUAAUGCCAAAGAUGGUGUCCAUGUUUUUGCUCCCGAUUCUGUCCCACCCCUCCCAUCGAAACCAAAUCUUGUGCUUGUGCACAUGCUCCAUCAGUUAAGUGAGUAAAAGAAACAGCAAACUUUCAGAGCAGCACUGCUCAUGUGCAACAUCCUUCAUAUUUUGUGCUGUAGCCCAGGGGAUUGAGACAGAGUGCUCCUACCCACUUAGUCUCCCCGAAGUUGUCAGAGGGAACCUGUGGUUACAGGCUUCCAGGUCAGGUGGGAGUGGGUUUUCACACGGAUGAGCUGGGGAAAAUGAACGCAGCCUGAGCAGGCCACAAAGAAAAGGGAUAAAGUCUCGAUUUUCUGUUUAAACUGCGUCAGCAUUUUAAAGAAAACAAUUCACCUCAGGGGAAUUCUAUUCCAGGCAAAAAUCACAUGAACUAGGUUUGUGAAGGACCAAUUGACUUGCAUUCGGGUUUGUUAACUGCACGGCCUUGUUGGUAUUAUAACUGUAGCAGUUAUUAACAGUCAAUAAAUAAAACGGUCAUUGGGCCAUCAUACUGAA